This is a messenger RNA of Otolemur garnettii (small-eared galago), 2043 nucleotides long. It is a transcript of the gene ADRB2, whose product is annotated as adrenoceptor beta 2. The coding region runs from base 234 to 1490 and encodes 418 amino acids. Lineage: Eukaryota; Metazoa; Chordata; Mammalia; Primates; Galagidae. The record is from RefSeq and is a predicted model, not a curated record. Gene Ontology annotation, cellular component: membrane. Gene Ontology annotation, molecular function: norepinephrine binding; beta2-adrenergic receptor activity. The transcript has a single exon. Gene Ontology annotation, biological process: negative regulation of smooth muscle contraction; norepinephrine-epinephrine-mediated vasodilation involved in regulation of systemic arterial blood pressure; adenylate cyclase-activating adrenergic receptor signaling pathway.
AACGGGCAGAGCGCACUCCAACGCGGCUUCUCCAGAGUGCAGGCUGGAACCGGCGGGCACAGCGAGCCCAGAGCACCCCGCAAGCUGAGAGGGCAGAACGCGCCCCCACUGCACCUACCCCCCGGCGGCUGAAUGAGGAUUCCAGGCGUCCGCUCGCGGCCCGCAGCGCCCCGCCGGAGGUCUGCCCGCUGAGGCGCCGGCAGCCAGUGCGCUCACCUGCCAGCCAGCGCGCCAUGGGGCAGCCCGGGAAUGACACCGUCUUCUUGCUGGCACCCAACGGAAGCCACGCGCCGGACCACGAUGUAACACAGGAACGGAACGAGGCUUGGGUGGUGGGCAUGGGUAUCGUCAUGUCACUCAUCGUCCUGGCCAUUGUGUUUGGUAAUGUGCUGGUCAUCACUGCCAUUGCCAGGUUUGAGCGUCUGCAGACAGUCACCAAUUACUUCAUCACUUCUCUGGCCUGUGCUGACCUGGUCAUGGGCCUGGCUGUGGUCCCCUUUGGGGCCAGCCAUAUCAUCAUGAAAAUGUGGACUUUUGGCAACUUCUGGUGCGAGUUUUGGACUUCCAUUGAUGUGCUGUGCGUCACGGCCAGCAUUGAGACCCUGUGCGUGAUCGCAGUGGAUCGCUACUUUGCCAUCACAUCACCCUUCAAGUACCAGAGCCUGCUGACCAAGAAUAAGGCCCGGGUGGUCAUUCUGAUGGUGUGGAUUGUGUCAGGCCUUACCUCCUUCCUGCCCAUCCAGAUGCACUGGUACCGGGCCACCCACCAGGAGGCCAUCAACUGCUAUGCCAAGGAGACCUGCUGUGACUUCUUUACGAACCAAGCCUAUGCCAUUGCCUCUUCCAUUGUGUCUUUCUACGUGCCUCUGGUAAUCAUGGUCUUUGUCUACUCCAGGGUCUUCCGGGUGGCCAAAAGGCAGCUCCAGAAGAUUGACAGGUCUGAGGGCCGCUUCCAUGCACACAACCUCAGCCAGGUUGAGCAGGAUGGGCGAAGUGGGCAUGGACUCCGCAGGAGCUCUAAGUUCUGCUUGAAGGAACACAAAGCCCUCAAGACAUUAGGCAUCAUCAUGGGCACUUUCACCCUCUGCUGGCUGCCCUUCUUCAUCGUCAACAUUGUGCAUGUGAUCCAGGACAACCUCAUCCCUAAGGAAGUUUACAUCCUCCUGAACUGGGUGGGCUAUGUCAAUUCUGCUUUCAAUCCCCUUAUCUACUGCCGGAGCCCAGAUUUCAGGAUUGCCUUCCAGGAGCUGCUGUGCCUACGCAGGUCUUCUCUGAAGGCCUAUGGGAAUGGCUACUCCAACAACAGCAAUGGCAAAAGUGACUACUCAGGGGAGCAGAGUGCCUAUCACCUGGAACAGGAGAAAGAAAGCGAACUGCUGUGUGAGGAGGCCCCAGGCACGGGAGACUUUGUGAACUGUCAAGGUACUGUGCCUAAUGAUAGCAUUGAUUCGCAAGGGAAAAACUGUAGCACAAAUGACUCGCUGCCAUAAAGCAGUUUUUCUACAUUCUAAGAUUCCCCCAACCCAACAGAACACUAAAUAGACUAUUUAACUUGAGUGUAAUAGAUUUAGAAUAAAAUUGUAUAGAGAUAUGCAGGAGGAAGGGCGUCCUUCUGCCUUUUUUUUUUUUUAUUUUUCUAAGCUGUAAAAAGAAACCCAGAAAAUGUAUUUGAGUGAUUGUUUCUUGUACAGUUCAGUUCCUCUUUGCACAGAACUUGUAAGUUUAUGUCUAAAGAGUUUGAGUCCUCGUGGCCCUGGGUCUGCUGUGUUGUGAUGUCUUUUCCAUGUAUCUACCUCACUGGUGAAGUAUUAGGGGUAAUAUAUUGCUGCUUGUAUCUGAAGGAGAUAUUCCUUCCUGCACCCUCGGACUUGAGGCUCUUGAGUAUCUUGGACCUCUCAUCUGUGAACAUGGACUCUCCCCCGCUCCUCUUGUUUGCUCAAACGGGGUGUUGUAGGCAGGGAUUUGAGGGGCAGCUUCAGUUGUUUUGCUGAGCAAAGUCUAAUGUUUACAGUAAAUAAAUUGUUUAACCAUGUCUGCAUUGCA